Molecule: messenger RNA, 15596 nt
Organism: Spirodela intermedia
Lineage: Eukaryota; Viridiplantae; Streptophyta; Magnoliopsida; Alismatales; Araceae
Source: the annotation of a GenBank genome assembly
AUGAACACGUUCUUUCAAUCGUUGGCGUUCCUGCGUUGGACAGCAACAAGGAAGUGUCCCCCUCCGCCGGCCCUUAAUCUUUUCUGCUUGCUGCUUCUCGCCGGAGACGGCAGCAGUACGGAAGGCGUGGAGAUACUCUCCAAGUCGCGGCUCGAGACCUGCGUCAAGGCUUCCGACUCUGAUCAUUUGGACUGCAGCAAGAAGGUAGUCGUCGACCUUGCAGUCCCCAGCGGAACGGUGAGAUUUUAUUCCCAGCAUUGAGGAAAGGAGGUCCUGAAACCUAGUGCAAAGAAAAACCUGGGUAACAAUCUCUUCCCCGGUUACUUGCAGAGUGGUGGAGAAGCUUCCAUCAUAGCAGAGCUUGUGGAAGUAGAGGAGAACUCUACUAACAAGAUGCAAACAAUUAGGUCACCGCCAGUCAUCACCAUCAACAAAUCUGCCGCCUAUGCGCUCUACGAAAUCACCUACAUCCGGGUAUGGAGAAUUCGCAUCGAUUUUCCAUACUGGUACAGUGAAAAUUAUAGAUUUGUUUCUCCUUAAUUUUUGUUUGCCGACGAAGAGGAUGCCCUCCAAUGCUGUAAUGCACCGCAGCAGACAAGGAAGAGGAUUUAUUGGAGAAUACGUUUUUUCCUACUUUCAUGUAUUUGGCUUCCAAAUUCCCGGGAAAAAGGAGCAGAGUUCAUCUAAUUGCUUUGUUUCUAAUGCUAAUUCCCAAAAAAGGGACACAAAAAUCAAUUUGACUCCCUACCAAUGGAACUCUUGAAUAGUGGUCACCCUGCUUGGGAUUGAAUACAUGAACGCCACUUUUGAAGAAGAGUUGCCCUCUAGAUUAUCUAUGGGAUUGAUUUUCCGUUUUAUCUUGUGGUAGUUAUCUCAGAUAGCUGUGUCAUAGUAGACUUUUUUGUUUCAGGAUGACUAACUCUUUUCAUGGGGUAUCUUCUAGAAUAAGACUACAAUCUGCCAAUAAAUCUAUGAUCUACUUAUUUGAAUUCCUUUGAUACAUGUUGUCCUUUAUCCUGAUGCAGUAUAUUCGUUUAUAAAUGAUAAAAAAUUACGCAGUUUUACAUAGAUUUAAAUGUUCUAUGUAUAUCUUGUGGUGUUGUGACAGAUGUUUGAUUACAAUGACAUUUAAUGAUCACCAAUGGAACUACAACUCUAUUUUCUUCGAACCCCAAUUUCUAAUAGUGGAAUCCCGUGAUGCUUUUUCUUUUCUCAGUUCCUUUGGAUCUUGAAAUGACUGAAAUUAAUUUAUGUAUAUUUUACAACAUGACUUUAUUUAAAUGGCAUUGACUCAGGAUGUUCCUUACAAGCCUGAAGAAUUUUUUGUGAAGACGAGAAAAUGUGAACCUGAUUCAGGCGCUAAGGUUGUUAAAAUAUGUGAAAGGCAAGUAUUUUGUUUCUGUUUAUAUAUGGAACCGAGGGCAGAUACACAUCUACAUUCGUUGGGUUGUUAUUGUGGCAUUCGCUUUUAUUAUUCACAUUUUGUCAUCAUUCUGGGGAUGCAAACAGCUUUUUUAAAAGUCAGAAUGUGACCAAAAGUUUUCUCCCGCCAGAAUAAUUUCUCCAUCGUAUAGUUUUUAGUUACUCCCAUCAUGUUGCAAUGUUGAGUAUGUUGACAAACCAUAUUACUCCUCUAAACCAAGUAAGUCUAGGAUCUCCUCGGACUAAAGUUGAAUUCUACCUGGGUACCCAAAACUGGAGGAUUUGAUUUUUACUAUAAAGUCCUGAUUCCACAGAAAAAAACGCUCAACAGCCUUAAAAAAAUAGCCUACUUACCAUAAUAAUGCAAUUUUCUGCACCAUAAAUUGGGAAUCAGGACCCUCUCUCUCCAUUUUCUCCAAUCGGCGAGUUCUUUGGUUUUUGCCAUUGGUGAACAGGUUGCAGCAUGUAACUUUCAUCUCGCGUCAUUAUGAAUACUCAUUUAUUUUCGGUCUAUAUUUUGUUUUUCUCCGUGUCAAAGAUGAUUAUGGCUUUGUCACGUAAUGAUCAUGGUUUUCCCCAUGGCCACAUCUUCUUUGCUUGAAGAACUCGGUUCGUCAUUUUAUUAUUUUUCAGUUUAAAUUCCUUCUGCACAUUAUAGAACUGCCCUGUUUUUUGGUUGAUAAUUAAUAUCCUUCAGAGAAUUUGAUUGCACGUUAAUCUGUAGGCUGCAGGAUCAAGAUGGCCACGUUAUUGAGCAUACUGAGGUGAUCUAGCCUUGAUUCCUAUCAGUUAAUUUCUUGAUUAUUAUCUUAUAUAUGAUACCAUACUGGGUAAAUUUAUUUAGUGUUAUUGGAACGAACUUCAGCUCCCUUAUGCUUUCCCAACCCAAUUUACAGUCUUGUUUGUUAUAAAUUUUUUUUCAUGUGAUUUGGAAAAUGACUCUUUCCACUCUUUCCAUCAGUGAAAGAGUGGAAAGACUCUUUCCACUCUUUCACCGAUCAUAUAACCCAAUUGACCCAUCGCUUAACACUCUUUCCUGCUUCGUGGUGAGUGAUUUGAGGGUAAAUGAAAUGGUUUCUUAACUAUAUGUCAGUCGGACAGAAAUGUAAGGCUCCGACAUUUUCUCUUGAAUUGGUUUCUUUGGUUUACUAUAUAUUCACUUAGAGUUGCUCGUAGAAUUGAUUAAUUUCUGACCUUUCAACUUUUCAGGCUUUUUCCCCAGAUAAUACUCUCUUUUUUUUCAGUCCAACGUUUGUUGUUCUCUGUCUAUGUAGCCUAUCUGCUGUCCUUGUGGAUCCAGACGUCGUGUUCCAUCGUCUUGUGGAAACAUGUGUAAGCUUCAAAAUGACUUAAAUUGCUUGUCUUUUCUUUCUUCUGUUAUUGUGUGAACCAUGCAGUCUCGCUGAUUUGGCUUGAAUGAUUCUGAAUAGUUGAUAAAUUGAUGAAAGGCAAGGCAAACACAGCACAUUGUGUUCGAUUCCCUGGGGAAUGGUAAGGUCACUGACUCUCUUGGCGUUCAUAUUUUCCGUGGCAACAAAAUUCUUCGAACUAGAGAAAGAAAAUCCAAUUUUUACCCAUAAAAUCUUGUCUGUUCUUGUCUAAGGGACAGACAUUUAUGAAAUCUUAAAGAGGUGGCAGCAGGCUUUUAAUCACAGGAAUACACACACACACACACAUUUAAGAUGCCGCUGCUUGGUAAAGGUGACAGAACGGUGUGAGGGAUCACCAAUUUACUGUAAACUUAAUAUUUCGUGCAUAAUAAAGGCCUGCAGACCACAAAAAGGUAAUCGGCUCACUUAUCCUCCCUAAUCAAACGCCUGAUUUGGACGAUCAAAUGCUGACCUGAUUAGGAUCAAACCGGGCUAUCUUUGGAUCCCAAUCAGGGGCUCUUCUUUUCAUCCCUAGUUUCUACUUCAAAAAAAAUUCUUCUAUUAUCCGGAGAUUACUGGAUUAAUUUCCAUUAUUGUAUCGAAUCCAGUAAAAUGCCUUCAUUCUGUUUCUUAGUGAAAUGUGGGGGGUUUUUAUGAUGAUGUUUAACAACUGAUCAUCUCGUCUACCAUAGGGGGCUUUAAAUCUUUAGAUUCAUUGCUUACAUGGCUCUUAAAAACAUUGAUUCUUCAAAAAACACUAUAGUCUGAGAUAGAAUGUUUCAGAGAUAACCUCGUUCUUUUCAUUAUUAUGACUAAUUAUAGUAGAUUUGCUACCAAUUUUUUCCCCGUCAAGUUGUAAUAUGCUGUGAUACUUCUCUUUUGAAGGUUCCACGUAUUUGGUAUUGGAAAGAGAUCACUCGGAUUCAGUGUUCAAAUUGAAGUGAAAAAGGGCUCAACGACAUCAGUGAGUUUAAUUUUAACCUGAAAUGGAAUACCUAAUUUGCAAGACUUCGCAGCAACAUGUUCUUGGCUGCAAUUUUUAACACAUACUGCACCUCAAUGAACCGUAAUAACUUAAUCAUAUUCCAUUUUGCUCAUCAACAGUUGCCACCUUUUCAUCACCGUCAAGAUAGAGGUUUUCGUUUUGAAAGUGAUCAUCAAUACAUGGCUUUGGAUUUUACGGGGUACAAAUGAGAUAUGAAACACUGACGGUUGCCUCCAAAACGGAAUUGUUACUGAGCAUCUUCGCCCAAUCCCUGCAGCUUCGUGGUUAUGAUCAUAGAUGGAUUUUUUUUUUAUAAUUCAUCGGUUGUGAUUGAAGAUGCCAACCAGCAAAGGGGCCUAGGAAUUGAGAUACUUUAUGCCCGAAAUUGGGUUCGUUGACGUUUGAAAUUGGGAUUCAACCCAACAUCAAAAGAAGAAGAAUUCUGUGUGAACAUCCAAUGAUUCCAAGAAAGUUAGAGUUUUGAAGGUGCUCGAUGAUUGAUCUGGAGCUGUUUUCCUAGGGGAUUUUCCGCUGGUUCUUUUCUCUGGUUUUGGUCCUAAGAAAAAGUUUAGUCCACGAAGGCUGAAACCAGGGUCAAUCACUACCCAGGCAGGAUGACCUUGGAUGGAUACCCCCAAGAAAAGCCACAGCUACAUUGCUGUGGAGGUUUUGAGUUAUUUUAAUGCAAGGAUGGUCUAAUUAAGGGAAUCAGGAUAGGAUAAUAAUAUCUCUGAGUUUUAAGAAGGAAGAACAGAUAACGUAGACUUCUACAUCAAUGAACAUGAGAUUUACUGUGUAUGAAAUUUCUAUAAUCUGAGCUCAAUUAUCGAGGUAUAUUGAUAAAUUUAUCAAUUAAGAGAAUCCGGAGGGUUUGUGGAUGCUUUGUUUCGCGGAUUUUCUGUCUGACAGUCUUUGCUUAGGCUUUAAAAAAAUAUAUAUUCGACGCACAUAAAGCCAGCUGUACUAUGCAGGAUUUGAUGCUGAAUUAGGUCAUAUAGAGUUCACAUUGAAGGUGAAAGUAUUAAAGAUGGUAAUGUUGUAUUAACACAACCUUGUGAACAUAGGAUUAUGUGGGUAUAAACGUGUAUUAGGACUUAGUUUCUGUCGGUCAGUUUCCUAGUUGGGCAGUUUCCUAGUUUGUCAGUUUCCUAACCUUGUAGUUUCCUUUUUUUUUGUAUGUAGUGUAAUUGUAUACAACUCUCAUCCUUGUAUGGUUUGAAGAUAUUUUUCCCGGCUGUUUAUCCUCGUAUGGCUUGCAUUAAUUACCUUGGCAGAUGUGGCUCUAGUUACAUCUGAUUACUUGUUGAAAUUCAAGGCUCUAGAAGGAUUGAAACGUAAAAGACUGCUGUAGAUAAAGAGAGCUGUAAUAAGAUGAAUUGGAAUUCAGAUGUUCUCCCUUAAUAGAUUUGUGUAAAUCUAGAGUUUGUGUGCCAGACUUGAACAUCAGAGAUUAAUCACUUAAGAAGAAAAAAGGCUUAACGUUUUUUACCAUUUAUUUCUCGAUUACUGAAAGCUCGCUAACCUCUAUAUGUUGCAUUUCUGCAAUUCUUUUAUUAUCCUUUGCAUACAUCUUGUAGUGCCGGUCAACUGGGGAAGCUUGGGAGUUUGGUUACCAUUUAUUGAACCAAGUUCCUCCUUUGUUUGGAACCAGUCUCGACUUGGUUUUGCAUAGAAAAUAGGACAAGGAUAUAACUGCCUUUCAUUGCACUGUGGUUGAUGGGUAUAGUUACAUUUCUGUGUUUCAUGGUAUCUGUCAUCUCAUUCUGUCUUUCCCCUGUGUGAUUCCGUGCAGGAGGUGGUUGUUGGUCCUGAAAAUAGAACAGUGCUAUCGAAAGACAACUUCUUGAGGGUUAACCUUGUUGGUGAUUUUGUUGGAUAUACUAAUAUUCCAUCAUUUGAAGACUUCUAUCUUGUAACUCCAAGAAUGGUAUGAUAUCAUUCAUAGCGAAAUAAAUCGACGAAAAACAUGCUCGGCUGUAUUUUUUCCCGUAUGGGACUUACUCCUUUUAGGGCUUUCACUUAUGGUCUUUACUUGAUAAUACCAAUUGACUAAAUGUUUUUGGCAGGUUAGAUGCCUGAGAUAUAACCGACGGAUUCACUUUAUAGAAUGUAGUAAGAUAUAAAUGCCUUCAAUAAUAGUACCAUAUCACGUAUCCUCACCUGUUAUGUGAAGGCAGCGGGUGGGAAUAGUCACAGGAGGAAAUUUGUGUCUAAUUGAAGAAUAAGGAGAAGAAAAAAUUAAAUCAGUGAAAUAAUAAGAUUAGGCUGCUCCUAAAGGCAUGAUAUUAGUUUAAUAUCUCAGGAUUGUCUUCUGGCAACUAGUUCUGUGACACAUACCGCUACUUUAUCUCUGAUAAUGAGUUUUUCUUGCAAUCCAAAAGUAGAAAUUAGAUGAAUUCAGAAAGGGAAGAAUCUUGAUUCGGCUUGAGACAGUUGUAUGAUUUUAUCAUCAUUCAAUCCUUUCAUCCUCAUUCGACGACACCAUCAUCUGUUAUAAAAUGCAACUUUUACGAAAUUAUAGGAUAGAAUAAAUUUAGCAAUUUUCUGUUUGUUGAAUUUUUAUGCCUACUUCAUAAGCUCAACAUAGCACAUGGUGGUUUUCCUCGUGGUUUUCCUGGCUCCUUUCAUACUGAAUAGUGGUUUAUUUAUUGAAGGGUAACUCAGAUCCAUCACUAGGCGCUGCAAAUAAUCUUUCGAAAUGGAUGCUGCUGGAAAGAGUAAGAUUUACCCUUGAUGGUCUCGAGUGCAAUAAAAUUGGUGUUAGUUAUGAAGCAUAUCGGGAGCAGCCAGACUUUUGUACAUCUCCAUUAUGGAGUUGCUUGCACAACCAGUUAUCGGACUUUUGGGAAGUUAGUAUUUCCUAAACUAUAUGCGCUAAUUUUCUAGCUUUUCUUGUACAAAAUGAAUCAUGAAACAAUUAAUUUAUUCAAACCUUUAGUACUAUCUGUUGAUCUUAUUUUCUUUUGGUUUGAUUCGUGCAUGCUUCUCCCGCAUAUUUUCUAUCUGUUGUCAAGGUAUCAUUUAUUCCUAAAGCACAAAGCUAAUUUAUAAACGAAGUAUGAUUUUUAAAAAAAAUAUAGACUUUGAUCCUUCUCUUUAUAGCAGGAUGAAUCUGCUACAUUAUACUCCUCGGUUAAUAUUCUUCUGUGGAAUUAGGUGUAGUUAGUAAUAAUCAAAUCACGAGUAGCCAGAGUAAGUUAAAAUUUGGGGUCAAUGUGAAAAAAUUUAAUGACGAAUCUUCUAAUAUAGUAAUUGUAAAGAUACUAAAAUUUAAAAUUGGGAUAGUUUUUUGUAUUAAGAUACGUUUGAAGUGACAGAAAAGGAUAAAAUAUAAAGUUUAUAUAAUAUAACUAAAGGAGAAAUCUUUAAAGUCAUCAUGAUAAAUUUAUUCGUGUUUGGAAUGUAUUUUGUGUGAGCCGGAAGAAUUUGACUUGUACUAUGUAGAGAAAUCGAUUGAGCAUGAUACCGGGUGACAGAGUGGAAAAAGUUGGCUGUAUGGAUCUGCAGGACUACUUGUCCCAUGCCUAACGUGGUCCUGAAUUAUAGCAUUAUGGUUUCCAACUGGGUUCAUUCUUGACAUAAAUUGAAGAAACAAGGAUCAUCCGAGUGGGCCCGCUUCUCAACAUGAUAAACAUCAGGCUCAUCGUCAAUUUCUUGUUGUUGGUCUGUUUAUCUUUUUUCCUCCUUAAGCCUGGCCAAUCAGAGCCCCCCGGAUCUGGUUCAAUUUUAUUGCAUCUAUUGGUGUGGAGCACGUGGAUUAACUAGUGUCUUAGUCAAUGCCUUUCUCAAUUUGGGUUGAUAUAUGCCGGAUAAGGACAGAAUAUAUAUCUUCAGACAUGAAGAAAACAUUAGCUAGUUCAUUCAGUAAACCUGAGGAUAAGAUUGGAUAUUGUACAUUUUAGUUAUGAAGAGUCUCCACAUAAGCUUCGGGUAUUGUGCGAUUAUCUAUCAGUUUUAAACAUUAAUGACGUUCUGUUAAAAAGCAGAAUCUUUUGGAAUAGAUUUUUCUGAUUCUUAGGCUUGGAGGAAUACCGAAAUGAAGAGACACUGGUUCCUUUUGGAAAUCAUGCCUAUUGGGGUGGGACGUAGGCCUGGAGAUAAAAACACAACCUUAUCAAUUAAAAUCAAAUUUUCUCUAUGAUAUUUCAUGACAUUAUAUUUUCAUUCAUGUAUUUAGGGUAUUGAAAAUGCGUGAUACCCACCUCAAUUAAUUUUCAAUUUUUAAAAGAACCUAGUUGAAUGAUUCAUCACGUUGUAGUUGAUGAACUGUUAUACAUACCAUUAAAUAUAUUUAUUGAAUUUUUGUUUUUCCCAUUUCAAUAAUUUCAGGAUUUAACUGUGUUAAUAUCUAUACAUUCUAGGCUGAUCAAAACAGAAUCAACAGGAAUCAGACACCCCAAUAUGUUAUUGAAGGGAGGUUUGAAAGAGUUAACCAGCAUCCAGUUAUGCUCCUACAUUUUUUUUAUGGUUUUAUAAAAUUUAAAAAUGAUGUUACUGUAUCUGAGCAUCAUCUAUGAGUCUUGCCCAGAAUGCAGGAACACAUUCAUUUUCUAUUGGAAUUUCUGAAGUUCUGAAUACAAAUCUCUUGAUUGAACUGAGUGCUGAUGACAUAGAGUAUGUCUAUCAAAGGUAAUAAAAAAAUCAUUUCGUUUCUUUAAUAUCGUGUAUAGAAGUUCUGUCAUCAUUGAAGAAAAACUAGUCACAUCUAUGCAGUACAAUGAUAUUUUAUUUCGAGAUGUAAAUAUUUAUGGCUUUUGAGGGAUAGACAAUCCAUUUGAUACAACAUCAGAUAAAAGAAUCUUACCAUCCAUGAUCUAUUUGAUACCAUAAUUCGCAUCAUAUAUGAACGUGUAACUUUACCCAGCAAAAUUUAUUGGGUCAACAAAAAACGUGAUUUAUCGUUUUAUUUGAUAUCUAGUCAUUGAAUUUUAAUAUAAGGAUGAAACUGCAUAUAAUACACAAUUCAUAUAUUAUGUUAUCAUUAUAAAGUACUUUUGAGAAUAUUGAAAGUUAUCCUCUAGCAUAUAUCCGACACCUUACCUAACAGUAUUAACUAUUUUAAAUUAGUUGUAGUUAUCCACGUCUAAAAGAAUGCUCUAAUAACGGGUCUGGUUUUUUUCUGGACCUGAUUCUAUUCAUAUAUUUCUGUGAAGCAGAAAAUUUGUACAAGGACUAAAAUGAUCAUGGGUAUAAAACUCCAAAUUGGGAAUUCCUGAAGUUUUCCUUUAGCAUUAAUUUACUGCUUGUGCUCUUGUUCAUUUGACGUCACUAUUCAUCCUUUCUUUGACUUUUGUUUUCACCUCAAAAACUAUGAUUUUUUUCUUAUCUUCGUUUUGCUACACUUUAUUGCAAUUUUCUUGUUCACUGUAUAAUUCUUGGUUUACAUCUUGCGUUAGGCUCCCUUAUUCUCAAAAAUUUCUGUAGGAGAUCAAUUCUAUUGCAUCAAGUUAUAUCCUACGCAUUAAGUGAUUAUCACAACAACGUUUUUGCGAGUUCCUUGCAGUGUAUCUUUGCUGGAGGAGUUAGAUGCGAAUUCAUUAAAUUAUGAGUCAUUUGCACUUUAUGAUAGAAAUGACGCAUCUAUGAAAAAAUUUGGAAUUUAUGAGAUUAAGAGGUCGGAGGACGAAGAGCGUAAUAGGCUGAAGUAAAUGAGAUUAAGGAGAAACUUAAUAAUGUAGAUGAAUUAAAGGAGCAAAUGAAUUGAUUAAUAGCAUUGCAAAGUCGAUCAACCCCCUUGUACACUGUUUAACUAUCUUUUCAAGUAGAUGAAGCUGACGAAGGUAGUGACUCAUCACCAUAUGUCUAUUCAAAUAGGUGAUGUGAAAUGUAGUUGUAAAUUCAUUUAAAAAAAAAUAUUGAAUAUCUAAUAAAAAAUAUAAAAAACAUAAUUUAAUGGUAGAAAAGGGUUAAAAUUAAUCAAUACGAUUAAGAACCUCGAAAUCUGCCAGAUCAAGGUGCAUAUGUGUUAAUUUUUUUGAGGAUGAGUGGUUUUCGAAUACCCUUGGGCGAGAAGGGGAUGAAUGCCCGUUUCUUCUUCUUUCCGAUUGUUAUUUUCCCUUCAUUUUAAUAAAUAAUAUAAAUGAAUUAACGGAAUUUCAAUAUUCUUUGAUCAUUGUACUUGUGCCUUUUACCAGGAGCCCGGGAAAGAUUGUGAACGUCAGUAUUCCAACAUUCGAAGCGCUUACUCAGUUUGGAACUGCCAAAAUAAGUGCCCAGAACAUUGGAACAUUGGAGGCAUCUUACAGCCUAACAGUAAGUGUAUCAUAGGUCCAUUAUUAUUUAUUUAAUUAUGAUGUAUUGUCUCGUUUUAUACAUAUGAUGUGCACUGGAGCAGUAACCUAAGAUCAUAUGAUGCUAGGACUCCUGGUAACCUAAGAUCAUUGGAGGCGUCAGUAUUUUUAUCAAAUCCUUUGGCCAAUAUAGUAUUUUUACCAUGUUAUCCUAUUUAAUAUCAUAUCAUGUGAUCCUAUUUACCAUUAUGUGCUGGAUUCACUUUGAUGCUUACUGCCCAUGUGUUUUCUAAGUUGAAGACUCUAUUCUUACGGUCUCCAUAUACCACCUUUUGCUUCCUACGUUUGAUCAAUUACAUGGUUGGAAAUUUCAUUUCCUUUCUCCUCCCUAUAUGGUGAAAUUGAUUUCAGAAUUGGAUGUGGUCGGCUCCAAGGAAACAAAGGGGUUGUGAAUUAUCUUUUGACAGAGUCUAUCAUGCUAUGACGAAAGAUAUCAAACUAGAAGUUCUAUGGAGUUGUCUUUUCUUAACGGACAUUUUGAACCUUGUUUUUUUGUUACGAUAAAAGGAUGCUUUUCAACUUGGAUAUUUCUGUUGAACAACAGUCAGCAUAAUAUUCUUCCUGAAGCGGAGUCCUAGAGUCCAUUUUCUUAAAAACCACAACACAGUUAAGAUAAAGCACUCCUAAUUGCAUGUAAUUAUGGAUCGUUCAUCCACACACUCAAUUAUACCUUAUUCUAAUUUACUGGCUAAUUACUGUAAAUUCUUGCCUUUUCUUUAAUUAAGUGCAAGAAAUGUCCGAUUUCAUGCCAGUGCAUUGGAUUAUUGUAUUUAUUUCUAAAACUCUCUCAAUUUGAAAUCCUAGUAAUCGAAAAAGCUCCUUUUGAAUAAGUGAAAGUAUUUUUCAUAUGUAUGUAAUCUUCCCAAGUGGGAUGAGUUCGUGGCUAAUUACUGCUCAAUAAAAGACUUCAUCUUAAUUUUGUAAGUUUUUUUUCUGUCCUAUUCUUUGCCUCAUCUUAAUUGAUAUAUUCUGAAAAUAUGUCUAACCUUCUGUUCUUUGAAAUUUUUCUAUUUUCAUGUUUGAAUGUUUUGAAUAUUCUCAGAUUCUACUCCUCUGCUCAUUGGUAUAAAAUCUAUUUUCUUCCUGUAUGCUGUCUUGAUACGAUUGUAUUCAAAUUGAUAACGUAAUUUUAUAUUAUAACUGUCCUCGGUGAAAAAGUUUCAUGCAAAUUUACGCGGAUUAUUUAUUUGCUACCUUUACACUGCAGUUUCAAUGCCUGCGAGGUGUUAGCCAUACGGAGGUAUUUUCUUCCAGUUCCCAAUUAUGUUUGUGUAAAUGCACGUCCUCUUUCUUCCUUUUCUUUUUCAUAUUGACAUCUAAAAACACAUCCAUUUUUUUGAGAACUAAGAUCAGCUGAGCCAUUGAAAUUUCCAUUCAGCAUGAGUUCCCCAUGUUUGUGGGUGUGGUUUUAACCACUCGAAGUAGUUAUUUUCCAUCAGUAACCGCAAACUCUGAUAUCCAUUCAGUCUUAUACGGUUGACCUUGUCUGCAUAAGAGUUGUGUAGAAAAUUCCUGGAAAUACUGAACUCCGAAUUUUCUAUUUGUUUGGACUUGGUAAAAACCGGUUCAAUCCUUCAUGAUCAGACCAUCAUGUUAAAAAUAUUUUACUCUUUGAUUUUCAAUUUCGCAGUGUGAGUGGGACUGCCUGAAGGUGUGAUCGUAUCGUACUACUUUCAGUUUUUGUGAUCAGGAACCGGCUUUAGAUUCUAGUUGAUUAUUUUUUGCAAAAGUAUGGUUGGACCGAAAUGGAUUUUUAUGGAUGGGAAUCUAAAAUGAUACUUGAGCAACCGAGGAUCCAUUCAUUCCAUUUCAGUUCCAUCUCGGGUCUUGUACUAAGAACCGAUGUACUGGAUUCUUUGAUGAAUAGGAUCGGAUGGCUAGUUAUUUUUCUUAUCAGAUAUCUUUCUCUUUAUUUUGAUUGGAUACGGGGGUAUUUUUCUUACAUAGGUUGUUAAGUGAUUUAUGGAUUAUCUCUCUACUACAUCAGUUCAAAUACAUGGAAUUUCCGGAACUUUUAUACAAUUUCUAUUUACUUUUUAUGUCUUUUCUGUCUAUUUAAACUAUUAUUGCUUUUAUGAAGGAGUAUUAAAAUAUUUAUUGAUUUGAAUUUUCAAUUUUCACAGGAAAUGAUUAAGAUUAAUUUUCAUCGAAAGUAAUAUAUCUAUCAGGGGUUAAGCUCAAUGUAAUCAAAUUUCCUGUAUACUGGUUAAUAGAGACAUAAUUGACCAGGAUUCGUAUUCAUCUUGAUCUUCUGGUAGAAACCUGUGCGGGCAUAUGAAUCAAAAAUUCAUGUCGUUCUGGUGAAAAGAUGGGUUCAAGAAGGCAUGUACCAGGAUACAUACACUUACAUAUGUGUUCAUUUUUACAGCGAGGACCACAUUGAUUAUUAAUCUGAAUUUAUGAUUUUUUAUAACUAGAUUGUGGUUGGCUUAGUGGAAAGUUUUAAGAAAAAUGCAACUCUUGCAGCCUGGUAUUUUUUCAAGAAUUUUCUGGGGAUAAAUGUAAUUUAACUAAUAUAUCAUGAUUUCUGAUUGCAGGAACAGUUCUUUAUUAUGAAACCUAAUGAGUUUGUUACUCGCUCAUUCAAGCUAUAUCCGACUACUGAUCAGGCUGCAAAAUAUGAAUGCACAGGUGAAACAAAUUUACAGAAUAUAAUAGUGAGAUUUAAUAACUGUUCAACUUUUUUGCCAUGCAAAAUCUAACAUGAUGGCACUCUGUCUGAUUGCAGCGAUUCUUAAAGAUUCUGAUUUCAGUGAGGUUGAUAGAGCUGAGUGCCAAUUCACAACUACAGCUACUGUUCUGGACAAUGGAACACAGGUUGAUUGAACUAUUCCAUUUCAUUGUCAUUGAAUUCAUCAUCCAAUAUUAGUACGUGAUUCACCUUCCUCUCAUAUAUGGAAACUUUCUCAACUGGUGAUCUGUAAAGAAUUUGGGGAUCUUUUACAUUUGAGUAGGUUUAGUAAAUAAUUGGGUUUUCUAACUCAAACUAACUGUUAAUUAAUGUAAACCAAAAUAUAUUAAGCAAAUGAUGCAGUUGUUCAUUUCAAUGUGAUUUAAUUAUAACAUUUACCACAUUUGUACAAAAAGAUGCAGAUAACGGUUAGGAGCUUUAGUAUCCUAAUAGUAAAUCCGAUCAUUCAAGUCGAAUUCAAUUGAAAAUGGUUAGAUAACGGAUAUUAUCUCUGAGUCCAUCUGAGUUCUCCUUAUGAGACGUUCAAGCAUGUCUCCUUAACAUGUAGAUAGAAUAUGUCUCUACCAUGUGGAAAACUUUGGUACUAUAUUAAAGAAGUGAGAUGACAUAUCUAACAACCGAUUGAUAAUAGUUUAAGUUUGCUGUCAUGCUUAAAAUUGGAUUUAGCAUGGCGUAUUUAGAAUGAGGUUACUCAACAGUGUUUGCUGACAUUUACUCUGAAUCUGACUCUGUAGUUUCUACCAGGUAGAAAACAUUCAAAGGAUUUGCAACUCAAUAGAUAACUAAGAAGGUCUAUUAUAGCGUUUUCUGACUCUUUUGAUAUCCUUGCUACUUGAUAAUCCUUGUUAUAUAAAUAUGGGAACUACACAAUCUGAUGAAAUUACGUUUCGACUGACUCUUUGGCUGAUGGCUGUCUGAUGAUUAUAGGAUUUUCUGAUCUAAUAGCAGAUUGGUAAUAGUUAUGGCGUGGAAAAGGGUGCCAUCAGAGGAUUUUUUGAAGCUGUUGAAGGCGUAUGGAAUUCUGUAUGGGGAGGUUUGGCUGACUUCUUUACUGGCAAAACAUGCAGGUAUGAAACAUUAAAAAUAUUUUACAUGGUUGACUUUAUAUGAAAAAAAAAAUCAAUACAAUCCCGUAAAGUGAUUUCUAUGCUGGUCUGGAAACUAGAUAUUUGAUUAUUGAGUUCCGUUAGUUGAAAUGCUUUUGCAUAUUCAUAGCCUGGAAGUGAUGGACACUGAGAAGAUUUUAAUCUGAAGCAAUAAACCAACGCCUCACUACUGAAACUUUAUGCAAUUGAACAAGCUGGAUGUCAUAACCAAAAAAACUGAUUUGAAUGUGAAAGUUGUUUAAGAAGAAUGACAUUCUUCAAUGUAGAUGUUCGAUUUAGUGUGUUCAGCAUUUUUCUGAAUGCUUUUCAUUUCUUAGUAUAUUUUAGGUGAUUCAACUUCAAUGAAUGCUAAAAUUUCACCUUACGCUGCCAUAUUUUUGAAGUUUAAUUUUGGAAACUAUUUUUUUUUUGUGUGGAAAUAGGCAUGGACUAUGUUGGACCUUUAUUGGGAAACUAAACUGCAAUUUUUAUAAAAUAUUACUAAUUUUCAGGAUAUGAAUGUUGAUAUAUAUAGAUGUGUUUGAGAAAAAUGUCAAUGAUUUCCGAAGGACUCUUUUAUGGAGAGAAUUCGAGAGUCCCAUCAUGUCUUCAAAUAUUGAGCUUGGACUUUAACAACGGAUGUUUUACAGUUGCGAAAGAAAAUAAGAUCUUGUCUUGUUUUCACAAUGGUGCCUGAGAUCAGAUGACCUGGUGAGAAUUGCCAUAACUAUCUUCAGUGGAGGUUGGGAUCGGAAUGGCCAAGCUGACUCAAGCGCUCCUAAAUAUAUCUGACCGGCGGUCAAAUACAUAGAAAUGGCAGAGAAUCAACUGAUUUGGGUUGGAUUGACCGAUUUCUAUUUCUUGAUCUAGCUUAAGAAUAUGGGUCCACUAAAAAAAUAUUAAAAAUUAGCUUCUUUCUUACACUAGUAAUAAUCUCAUGAUGGCCAGAAACAGCUCCUCUGAUGGGCGUGGAUGGGAAGAAAUAGUCUAAUCUUUUGAUACAUCAAAAUCAUUCAUCAAUGGGUGAUUCAUAAAUUAAUAAAGAUGCAUUAUUUCAGAUGUGAACUGAUAUGAUUAACUCUUUUUUUCUUGGGAUAGAAGCAAAUGCUCAAGUUUCUUCGACUUUGCUUGCCACAUUCAAUACGUCUGUGUGAGUUGGAUCAUACUAUUCGUGUUGCUUCUCGCCAUCCUUCCAUCAGGUGAUUUCCUUCACCUUCUAUCGCUCAAUGCUUACAGAUUCUAACUUGAGCAUGUAAAAAUGCCACAUUUAUCCCCAUUUCAGUCACCAUCCUCUUAUGGCUCCUACACCAAAAAGGGCUCUUCGAUCCUCUUUACGACUGGUGGGAAGAUCACUCCAACGGCGGCUCUCCGCAGAAGAGAAGCCGGGCCUCCUCCAAGCACACAAAGGAUCGUAGACCUCUCCACGCCCAUCAUAAGAAGGGCCAAGGUGAUCAUCUGUACCGCCGCCAGGAGGUGUGGUGCAAGAAAGUCAACCAUCGUCCCCAUAAGAAGUGCCUAAAGCAUGAGCCCUCUAAGCUGGAAGAACAUGGUGGCCUCCGAGGUAGUCCCUCUCGUUGCCAUCUUCAUGCUCAUCAAAAGACGCACAAGCACAGGCGCCAUCACCAGCACCAUCACCAUCGGAGCCAUGGCCUCGAGGACUAUCAGACCCAGACAAAAGUCAGGCCACACUCGAGCAAAGCCCAUGGGAAUCUCAGUGAUCAAGCUUUUAAUCACUCCCUUUACCGGAUGUAA